Triplophysa rosa is the source of this 2885-nucleotide messenger RNA. RefSeq names its product kelch-like family member 15 (gene klhl15). Gene Ontology annotation, molecular function: protein binding; hydrolase activity. The record is from RefSeq and is a predicted model, not a curated record. Gene Ontology annotation, biological process: nuclear protein quality control by the ubiquitin-proteasome system; protein ubiquitination. Lineage: Eukaryota; Metazoa; Chordata; Actinopteri; Cypriniformes; Nemacheilidae. Gene Ontology annotation, cellular component: nucleus; Cul3-RING ubiquitin ligase complex.
GCAGACAUUAAUAUGGCGUCUACGAUUGCAGUAGAGGCUAUGGAUAAACAACAUUUAGCUAUUCCGUUUAAAUAACACCGGUUUAUUGCCACUGAAAGACGCUUGUGGGCAGCGUGUCGCCGUCUAUAAUGACAUUUUAUAUUUAAUUUACCUGAUCCUUGUCUGACACUAGCACUCCAUGUCCGAAGGACCUCGGGCUCCCUGGUCGAAGCGGGGUUGCGUGGAGUCGCAUCGCCGAGAGCAGGGAAAGUACAAGCAGAGGAAAUGUGAACGUCCCUUCAGUGCAGUGAAGCCGACGGUUGGCCAGGAGGCCUCUAAAAGGUGCCUAAUGGCGGGGGAUGUGGAGGUGUACCUUUCCCAAGUGCACGAUGGCAGCGUGUCCUCAGGCUUCCGAGCCUUAUACGAGGAGCGGCUGUUGCUCGAUGUCACGCUGCUCAUCGACGAACACCACUUCCAGGCCCACAAGGCCCUGUUAGCAACACAAAGCGACUACUUCCGAGUCAUGUUUACGGCUGACAUGCGGGAACGUGACCAGGAUAAGAUUCACAUGAAGGGGUUGACGGCAGCUGGGUUUGGUCAUGUCCUUCGUUUCAUGUACUACGGUUCUUUGGAGUUGAGCAUGGUGACGGUGCAGGAGAUUCUGCAGGCUGCCAUGUACGUGCAACUCACGGAGGCCGUAGAGUUCUGCUGCUCCUUCCUGCUGGCCAAGAUCUGUUUGGAGAAUUGCGCUGAGGUCAUGCGCUUGCUGGAAGACUUCAGCGUUGGUGUAGAAGGGGUGCAGGAGCAGCUUGAUGCUUUUCUGCUGGAGAACUUUGUGCCUCUGAUGGCACGACCUGACUUCCUUUCUUACCUGAGUUUGGAGAAAUUGAUGGCGUACCUGGAUAGCGACCAGCUGAGUCGGUUUCCGGAAAUUGAGCUGUACGAGGCCGUGCAGGCCUGGUUGAGACAUGACCGGCGACGUUGGAGGUAUACGGAUGCUGUGGUGCAGAACCUGCGCUUUUGCCUCAUGACUCCCGCUAACAUCUUUGAGAAGGUUAAGACAUCAGAGUUCUACCGUUAUUCCCGCCAACUGAGACUGGAAGUUGACCAGGCGCUCAGCUACAUCCAUCAGGUGAACGAACAGCCAUUGGCUGAUUCCAAAUCCAACCGCAUCAGAUCAGUGCGACACCAGACGGCUGUAUUCCGUGGAAUGAUUGGCCACAGUAUGGUCAACAGUAAGAUCCUCCUCCUGCAUCGCCCUAAGGUGUGGUGGGAACUGGAAGGCCCACAAGUCCCGCUCCGCCCUGACUGCUUGGCCAUCGUCAACAAUUUUGCUUUCCUGUUGGGUGGCGAAGAGUUGGGUCCGGAUGGAGAGUUCCAUGCUUCCUCCAAAGUUUACCGUUACGAUCCAAGACAGAACUCUUGGCUGCGUAUGGCAGACAUGUCCGUGCCGAGAUCGGAAUUUGCUGUCGGCGUCAUCGGAAAGUAUAUUUAUGCCGUCGCGGGCCGUACUCGAGACGAGACGUUCUAUUCGACGGAGCGUUAUGACAUUGUUGAGGACAAGUGGGAGUUUGUUGACCCAUACCCUGUAAACAAAUAUGGGCACGAAGGUACAGUGCUUAACAGAAAGCUGUAUAUCACCGGUGGCAUCACCUCCUCUUCCACCUCAAAACAAGUAUGCGUCUUCGAUCCAGGUCGGGAAGGAACGUCCGAACACCGCACACGUCGCACGCCCAUCCUCACCAGCUGCUGGGAGAACAAGUCAAAGAUGAACUAUGCACGUUGCUUUCAUAAGAUGAUCUCCCACAAUGGGAAGCUGUAUGUGUUUGGUGGGGUGUGCGUGAUAUUGCGCGCUUCAUUCGAGUCCCAGGGCUGUCCUUCGACGGAGGUAUACGACCCUGAGACAGACGAGUGGACUAUUCUCGCCUCUAUGCCCAUCGGGCGUAGCGGGCACGGAGUGGCAGUGUUGGACAAACAGAUCAUGGUGCUCGGAGGACUUUGUUACAACGGUCAUUACAGCGACUCUAUCCUCACUUUUGACCCCGAGGAGAAUAAGUGGAAAGAGGAUGAGUAUCCCAGAAUGCCUUGCAAACUGGACGGGCUACAAGUGUGUAGUUUGCACUUCCCAGAAUAUGUUCUGGAACACAUGGCAAAUGAAGCAAGGCCCUGUCCAUGUGAUUUAGGGGAUACAAUUGAAUAUGGGGGUCUUGGAGAGGAAGUUCAAGUUGAGCACAUUAAAGCCUAUGUUGUCAAGCGAACGUCACACAAGGCCAUCAUUGUAAUUCAAGACAUUUAUGGAUGGCAGCUUCCGAAUACGAGAUAUAUGGCUGACAUGCUUUCUGCAAAUGGAUACAUUGCUAUAUGUCCAGAUUUCUUUGUUGGGAAAGAGCCAUGGAGUCCAUCUCAAGACUGGUCAACAUUUCAGCAAUGGCUAGAGGACAAAAAACCCACAGACAUAAAAAAGGAGGUGGAUGUUGUAUUGAAGUAUCUGAAGGAGCAGUGUGGUGCAAAGGAUAUAGGUGUUGUGGGUUUCUGCUGGGGUGGAGUUGCAACCCACUAUAUUGCUCUUCAAUAUCAGGAAAUCAAAGCUGGAGUGUCUUUCUAUGGUAUUGUUAGAGAGAGAGAAGACAGGUUUGAUUUAAAAAGUCCAACCUUCUUUAUCUUUGCGGAAAAUGAUGCCGUCAUUCCUCUUGAUCAGGUGACUGUGCUAGAGAAAAGGCUGAAGGAAAAGUGCACUGUUGACUUCCAAGUGAAAAUCUUCCCUAAUCAGACACAUGGGUUUGUCCAUCGCAAGAGAGAAGACAUUAACCCAGAUGACAAACCUUACAUCGAAGAAGCCAGGACAGAUAUGAUCAACUGGUUGAAUAAGUACAUGUAACCUUCAGAGGAUUAAAAAGACGGACCAU